Leptidea sinapis is the source of this 1013-nucleotide messenger RNA. Its product is annotated as histidine-rich glycoprotein-like. Bases 55 to 834 code for a protein of 259 amino acids. The record is from RefSeq and is a predicted model, not a curated record. The transcript has 2 exons. NCBI's taxonomy places the organism in Eukaryota, Metazoa, Arthropoda, Insecta, Lepidoptera, Pieridae.
GCACUUGCUAACUUUAAAAAAUAAACACGGUUGGCCCAGACCGCAUACCUGAAGAUGAGAUUGGUCGUGUUACUUGGUCUCUUAAUAUUUUAUGUCUUUGUUUAUUCUGAAGCGAGACGGAUUAAACCACUUAAACAUGAGCAAGAAAUCGUAAAAGAUGACCAACUCGAUGCUGCUAGUGAGCACAAAAAAGAAGAGCAUGCACCAAAACAUGAAGAGUUCAAGAGAGGAGGGGGCAAAGAUCACCACGCGGAGCACCAUGAUGACCACAAAGAGGAAGGACAUAAAGGAUAUAAGGGACAUCACCACCAUGAAGAAGGCAAGAAAGGCCAUCACGAUAAGGAACAUCACAAGGGCGAGUACGAUGACCACGGUGCUACUGAAAAGAAACAUCACCACGACGAUGGACAUUACGAUGAGCAUCACAAGGGAGAAAAGGGUGAAAAGGGGCACAAAUAUGAAGAAAAAGGGCAUUAUAAUAAGGGCCACUCAACCAAGGGUCAUCAUGAAAUUCAUAAACUUGAUGAAUUCAAGAAAGACAAGCAUUUCUUCCACGAGGACGGAGAUUCUGGCCAUGAAGAAAAGCAUGGUGGUUUUCAUGAAGAACAUGGGCAUAAGAAAGGAGGUAAAUUUCACAAGGGACACCACCACGGUGAUCAUCAUGAACAUGAGCAUGGUGAGAAAGGACACCACGAGAAAGGAGGACACCAUCAUGAACAUAAAGGACAUAAGGAAUCUAGUGGUCAUGAUGAACAUCACCACCAUCACGAUGACCAUGCCAAGAAAGGUGGGCACGAGCAUCACAAGAAGUGGGGCUUCAAGAAAGGACAUUAAUCUCAACGAGAAAAACACUAUAGGCGAAUCGAUUAACGAAUUUUUAUUUAUAGUAUUGGUUAUUACCAACGUCUGGUCUCCUAUUUAUUUAUUGAGAUGCAGUCUCAGUUUAGUGAAUUAGAAAUGUAUUAAUAAUUAAAAUUUUGUAAGUAUUUUAUUAAAUUAUUAUACAAAAGGAA